Molecule: messenger RNA, 2390 nt
Organism: Cornus florida
Lineage: Eukaryota; Viridiplantae; Streptophyta; Magnoliopsida; Cornales; Cornaceae
Product: probable receptor-like protein kinase At5g18500
Exons: 8
Coding region: 537-2066 (509 amino acids)
Biological process (GO): protein phosphorylation
Molecular function (GO): ATP binding; protein kinase activity
Source: RefSeq, a predicted model, not a curated record
AAUGUAGGACAAUCUGAUUGGUCUCAAAGGUACAUUUCUGAUAAUCUGUCAUCUUCACAAGAGUAACCCAACAAAAUUUUUCCCAAGAGUACCUUAUAAUUUUCUAUCUACUCUUUUCUUGUUUGUAAGCCAUUUUCUCACCACCUACCACUGAUAACUCCAUCUUUCCUUCUUAUCAAACACCCCCAUUACAUAUCCGUACUUCCUUGUUUGCAAGCACAGUAAAUUUGUUGCCAUUUUUAGGUUAGGGUUUUUUAAAAAGGGCGCAGGGUGGUGUCAAGAAAGCACCAUUCCAGCUUAGAUUCAGGCUCACAUUUACAAGACCCAGAUGGGAAAUCCAAUCAAACUGGUCAUAUGAGUUGGUGUUUCUGAGAAAUGGGUUGAUUUUAGAAGACCCCAGACAUGGUUUUUGUUGGGUUUGUUCAGUCAGAGAUCUAUGAUUGGCAUUUGGUUCUUUGUCUUGAGAAGAUGAGAUCUGGGUUCUGAAGUUUGCUCCUGGGAAUCCUAUCACAACAAGGUUGAUUGACAUCCCAAAAAUGGCUAAUGAUCUGAACACGGAGUUAUCCAAAAAAACUGCCAUUUUUGAUCUCAAGGUCUGGGAAUUGAUUGGGAUCAUAGUUGGGUUAUUUAUUAUGGUAAUCCUCUCUGCAUUGACAUUUUAUCUAUCUUCACUGAAGAAAUCAAGAAGAACUAGAGAUAGAAUUCCCCUCAGCCAAAUCCCAAAUGUUUCAAAGGAAAUUAAAGAAGUUCGGGUGGAGCAAAUAUCAACAAAUGAAUUUGUUCCACGUGAUGGGAUUCUUCUAACCAUUCACGACAAAUCGAGUGAUAAAGAAUCAGAUAAGAUUAUGGUCCAUUUGGGUAUGGGGAAAUUGAAGAAUGGAGAUAACAACAGUCAGUCGGAUUCAUUUCGUCUUAUGGAGAAAGAUGGUGUGGGUUCCCAAUCAGGAGAAGAAGGGAGUUCCGGUUCAUUCGCUGUGUAUAAGCCCUCUUCUUCACAUCCAGUAACCACUUCUUCUCCUCUAUCUGGCCUGCCUGAAAUUUCUCACUUGGGUUGGGGCCACUGGUUUACUUUAAGGGAUCUUGAACUUGCAACGAACCGUUUUUCAAAGGAGAAUGUCAUUGGUGAGGGUGGUUAUGGAGUUGUUUACAGGGGACAUUUGAUCAAUGAGACUCCAGUGGCAGUUAAGAAGCUCCUCAAUAAUUUGGGUCAAGCUGAGAAGGAAUUUGGAGUGGAAGUGGAAGCUAUUGGCCACGUGCGUCAUAAAAAUUUGGUUCGACUUUUGGGGUACUGCAUUGAAGGAACACAAAGGAUGUUAGUUUAUGAGUAUGUCAACAAUGGCAAUUUGGAACAAUGGCUUCAUGGACCUUUGCAUGAGCAAGGAUGUCUUACUUGGGAGGCCAGAAUGAAGGUUCUCAUUGGCACGGCUAAGGCUCUUGCCUAUUUGCACGAGGCAAUUGAGCCGAAAGUGGUGCAUCGAGACAUCAAGUCGAGCAAUAUAUUGAUUGAUGAUGACUUCAAUGCCAAGGUUUCUGAUUUUGGCCUGGCCAAGCUUCUUGGUGCAGGAAAAAGUCACAUCACAACUCGGGUUAUGGGAACUUUUGGGUAUGUUGCUCCUGAAUAUGCAAAUACCGGCCUUUUGAAUGAAAAGAGUGAUGUUUAUAGUUUUGGGGUUCUGAUUUUGGAAGCAAUUACCGGAAGAGAUCCUGUGGACUAUGGUCGUCCAGCACAAGAGGUAAAUCUGGUUGAUUGGCUGAAAAUGAUGGUUGGAAGUAGACGAUCGGAUGAGGUUUUGGACCCAAACAUUGAGACAAGGCCAUCAACAAGAGCCUUGAAACGGGGCCUUUUAACUGCUUUGAGGUGUGUUGAUCCAGAUUCCGACAAGAGACCCAAGAUGAGCCAAGUUGUUCGCAUGCUUGAAUCGGAGGAAUAUCCCAUACCAAGAGAGGAUCGAAGACAUCGAAGAACUCGAGAUGGUAGCAUGGAUCUUGAAACCCAGAGGGAGAACUAUGACACCGAUAAGAGUGACAAUCCAGAUCCAAGGUCAGAGACCAGAAGGAACCACUAAACAUAACCGAACAUGUGCUUUGUUUAGGGGAUAUGGGUUGAGAAUCUGCAUGCUCAUUCUUCUUCUUAUUUUUUUUUAACCAUCCCCGACCUUUGGUUUCGCUGUACCAUCUGUGGUCUAAGAGAGCAAGAAGGACGGGGGCGGGGGAAUAGAGUUAAUGGAGUGGGAGAGUAUUUUUUUUUAUUUUCCGUUGGAUUUUUGUUAUAUUCAAGUAGAUGGAGAUAUAUGAUUGUUUUGUGUAUGGAAGUGGUGACAGUGUGAAAAACCCAGAAUAUUGGAGGGGGUGUAUGUACAGGGCUCUUAUUCAAUAUUGUUUGAUGAAAA